Molecule: messenger RNA, 948 nt
Organism: Daucus carota subsp. sativus
Lineage: Eukaryota; Viridiplantae; Streptophyta; Magnoliopsida; Apiales; Apiaceae
Exons: 3
Coding region: 72-605 (177 amino acids)
Molecular function (GO): zinc ion binding; endonuclease activity; nucleic acid binding
Source: RefSeq, a predicted model, not a curated record
AGUCGUCACAGUUAUAUUUGCACUAAACUGAGAAAGCUUUUCAAAAGAUUAGAAACAGGAGCGGGGAGGAGAUGAGUUCAGAAGGAUCGACUUCACCUCCUCGCCGUGGUACUGCCUCCGGCUCCGGCGGAAAAGAAGACAGGCCCCGUUCAUUUGGCACGACGGCCAGAGCCAAGUGCUGGGCCAAUGCUCAAGUUGUUCCAGGCAGGCAUCCUGAGAGAUGGCGUCAAGAUGCUGCUGGUAAUAUUGUCUGUAAACGCUUUGGCAGUUGUCAGGGUUGUCUUUGCUUUGAGUAUGAUCAUAUCAUUCCUUACUCCAAAGGUGGGGAAUCAGUAGCAGAGAACUGUCAGAUUCUUCAAACCAGGGUGAAUAGGUUUAAAUCCGAUAAGGAGGCCGUUGGCACAGAUGAGCUACAACAGUAUGCAUGCGAUAUCAAGUUCAGUGAUAGGGAGCUUGAUGUAAUUGAGAUGGCUGUUUAUGGUGAUGUGAUUCGCCCUGGGAAUGAAUGUCGUUGCAGAACUGUUGCCGAAAUGCUUGGCAAACUAAAGUCAAAAGACCGCACAGCUGCCUGCAAGUUGCCCACUAAUGAUGGCCCUCGUACAUAAGCAGUAAGUGAAUGCGUAUGCAUUCCUUAAUAUGGUUGUUGCUACAUUAUGCGCCAUCAAAAUUCAGGCCCUAUUGUAUGCCUGCAUAUUAUUUGUGUCUGCCUUCCCAAGAGUCCUUACAUUUUGCAUUUAAAGGGAUUUAUUGUGUGAAACCGGUGAAUUCUUGUGCAUUGUUGAAGUCCCCCUAAGCCGGGGGAUGUGGACUAAUAAUAUACAAGCCCGGUUAUACUAUUUGAAAUAUAGUAUUUGUUUGUACCAUUAAACCGGAGUUUACUUGUAAAAAGGUUUCGACUUUCUGUGGAGGAAAAGAAAAACCAGAAGUGAUACAGAGGGUGUUGUGAAA